This is a messenger RNA of Capsicum annuum, 1812 nucleotides long. RefSeq lists its product as uncharacterized. Gene Ontology annotation, molecular function: protein binding. NCBI's taxonomy places the organism in Eukaryota, Viridiplantae, Streptophyta, Magnoliopsida, Solanales, Solanaceae. The record is from RefSeq and is a predicted model, not a curated record. The coding region runs from base 153 to 1793 and encodes 546 amino acids. The transcript is spliced from 7 exons.
AAUACGGUCCUUAAUUUUCUCGUAAUUCCAAAUUCCAAGGUACAUUUGUAAAUAAAGCAACUUGAGGGAAAAGAACUCUUGCUUCAUCCGGAUCAUGGGAAUUUCUUGAACAUUCCAUUAUCUGUACGAGUAUAGUGAAGUCAAACUCGAAGAUGACUGCAACAAUCCCAGGACAGUUGUUGCUCAAGCCACCCAAUUAUGUUCUAAAAGGAGUUUUACAAACCCCUGUAGGAGUUAAAACAAGAAAAGCUAAUAACUUUUGUACUCCCUCAAACUUGUUUUUUAGUAAUCAUGGUUAUGGAGUCAACCCCAGGUUGUGUUCAGGAAUCACACGGGCCUGCAAUGAUGGAGGGGGUCAGCAGUCUUCACCUGCUGAUGUUGAUUUGUUAAAAGAUAGCUCAUCUAACACAGCUGAUGGUUACAUUGCCUUGUUUGUUCGGAUGCUUGGCUUGGACCAUGACCCUCUAGACCAAGAACAGGCAGUAAUUGCUCUUUGGAAGUAUUCACUUGGAGGAAAGCAGUGUCUUGAUAUGAUAAUGCAGUUUCGAGGUUCUGUUAAUCUGACGGUGAACCUUUUAAAGUCUGAGUCUGAUGCUGCUUGUGAAGCAGCUGCUGGUCUUUUGAGGAUGAUAUCCUCGGUGAAUAUGUAUAGAGAUCUUGUGGCAGUUAGUGGUGCAAUAGAAGAGAUAAACGGCAUCCUGAGACGUUCUUCCCUCUCCCCAAAUGUGAAGGAGCAAAGCUUAAGUAUGUUAUGGAACUUAUCUGUGGAUGAGAAACUCAGAAACAAAAUUGCCAACUCUGAUCUCGUGCCAUUACUAAUAAAGUUCCUCGAGGAUGAAGAAGUGAGAGUGAAGGAGGCAGCUGGAGGGGUUUUGGCAAAUUUGGCCUUGACUGCUUCUAAUCACAAUAAUAUGAUUGAAGCAGGUGUCAUUCCAAAACUGGCAAUGUUCUUGAAAACUGAGGUGGAGGGAUCUAAGAUCAUCAAAAAUGAAGCAAGAAAUGUGUUGCUGGAACUUGCUAAAGAUGAGUACAACAAGAUUCUUAUCAUGGAGGAAGGUCUUCUUCUGAUUCCAUUAGUUGGUGCAGCUGCCUACAAGUCCUUCAGACCAGCUCUGUAUUCAUUGCCUUCUUUGCCUGAUGGUACCAAAAUUGAACAGAACCCAAGACCUUCAAGAUAUGGUGCCUCUGAAUUACUUCUUGGAUUAAAUAUUGACUAUAGUAAUGCAAAAAUUGAGGAAAAAACGAUGAAGGCUAUUGUAGGACGCACUCGACAGCAAUUUCUUGCACGUAUUGGGGCAAUAGAAACUGAAGAAGAGAAUAAAUCCAGUCGUGAGUUUCCUUCGAAUCCAAGGUUUACUCUUUUGCCGUGGAUGGAUGGCGUGGCUCGCUUGGUAUUAAUUCUUGGACUUGAAGAUGAGUCGGCUAUAGCUAGAGCUGCAGAUGCCAUUGCAGAUGUGUCUAUAAAUGAACAUAUGCGGGGUUCAUUUAAAGAAGCAGGUGCUAUAAACCCUCUUGUUCGGCUAAUUAACCAUCCUAGUGACACUGUUAAAUUAGCUGUUAUUCGGGCUAUACAGAGACUAUCUAUCAGUAAUGAAUUAUGCCAAAGGUUGCAGGCAGAAAAUGCUUUGUAUUCUUUGAUUUACUUGCUCUGUAACUCAGACAUCUCUAGUAGCUUGACAAGAAUGAUAUUGGACAUUCUUACUCGGAUCCUAGAUCCUAGCAAAGAAAUGAAAUCAAAGUUUUACAAUGGACCAUUAAGAAGGCACAGAGUGCAGCAAGAAAUGCAGGGUUGAUUGCAUCAACUACCAGGUU